Cynara cardunculus var. scolymus (artichoke) is the source of this 701-nucleotide messenger RNA. RefSeq names its product ethylene-responsive transcription factor ERF027-like. The transcript has a single exon. Gene Ontology annotation, molecular function: DNA-binding transcription factor activity; DNA binding. Lineage: Eukaryota; Viridiplantae; Streptophyta; Magnoliopsida; Asterales; Asteraceae. Gene Ontology annotation, biological process: regulation of DNA-templated transcription. Bases 1 to 507 code for a protein of 168 amino acids. The record is from RefSeq and is a predicted model, not a curated record.
AUGGCUAACCGUCGACGCCGUAACUCCUCCGCUUUUCAGCUACCCGAUAAUGAAGACAACCCACAACCCAUCGUCGCCGACGGCUCCUCCAGCCGCCAACAACCGGUUUACCAUGGAAUCCGAUGUCGAGCUGGAAAAUGGGUUUCUGAAAUUCGUGAACCAAACAAGUCUACUCGUAUAUGGCUAGGAACGUAUCCGACACCGGAGAUGGCCGCCGCCGCUUACGACGUGGCAGCAUUAGCACUCAAAGGUAGAUAUGCGGUACUAAACUUUCCUGAUUCUGUUUUAUCUAGGAUGCUUCCGGAGUGUCCGACGGCUGAUGACAUCCGUGCCGCCGCGGCAAGGGCGGCCGCCGCUCAAGCACUCAGUAUUGAAAGUGGUGGAAGCUCUAGCGGCGGCGGAACAACACCUCCUGGACAAGGAGAAGUUAUGGACGAUGAAGCAGUAUUUGGCGUAGGGAAUCACUCUGAUGACGAGACAGAUAACUCCGGCGGCGGAGAGAAAUAAUAACGUUGGAUGUUGAAGAAAUUGAUGAAGAUAUAUCAUCAUAUAAUAUAUGUAACCGUUUUAUGUUUUCGUUGAAACCAAUUGUUUAUCAAUAUGUAAAACGAUAUAAAUAAAUAAAUAAAUAAACUACUAAUAUUUAUGCUUUAUUACGUCAUCUCCAAUAUAUACAUGGAAUAUUUUUUGUACUUAUUUUU